Messenger RNA from Cydia fagiglandana, 1266 nucleotides. RefSeq lists its product as uncharacterized. Bases 134 to 655 code for a protein of 173 amino acids. The record is from RefSeq and is a predicted model, not a curated record. Lineage: Eukaryota; Metazoa; Arthropoda; Insecta; Lepidoptera; Tortricidae. The transcript has 5 exons. Gene Ontology annotation, cellular component: aminoacyl-tRNA synthetase multienzyme complex; nucleus; cytoplasm. Gene Ontology annotation, biological process: positive regulation of DNA damage response, signal transduction by p53 class mediator.
GGAGCUGGCACAUUUUGUGGUCUUUGCUAUUUCACUGUAAUAAAAUUUAUCUCCCUUUUCUUGAAUGAAAUAACUUUUGAUCCAAUAAACAUAUUAAAGAGGGUAAUAUAUCGCAGAUAAUAUACAUAGCAAAAUGAGCGCGUGUACAGUGGAAGUCGUGAAAAUACUAGGAAAAUAUCUCAACGUCCCGGUUGGGACUGCUUGUUACAGUACGGAAAAGGUAUUGACUGCGGUAAUUAACAAGCAAAGUGUAGAAGGCUUUGCUACGAUAAUUAUGCGUUUAGCGUCACAAAGCGGUGUACAAAUGACGCAAGAACAAACCUUGCUGAGCUACCAGUGGCUAGAACACAUCUCUAUGUACGCCAACCAGGCGGCAACUAACCCGGCAUUUGCUAAGAGUUUCCUACAAGAUAUAAAUAAAGCCUUGCAGAGAAACACAUACCUAACAGGACAAUCAUUGACUAUAGCAGAUGUGGCUGCCUACCAUGUUUUAUAUCCUUUACUGGAGCGCCUAUCCAUCUCUGAAAGAGAGUCAUUGCUGCACCUCUGCAGAUGGUCAAAGCACGUCCAGGCCCAACCAAAAGUGUGUGUCAACCGGCCUCCUUUACCAUUAAACACCCUAACCCUCACUACAUUAGCUCCAGCCGUGCAUUAAAGUGUUACCGGGGCGCCUUUGAACAUGGACGGGCUCCCGGACCCAGUACUUCCACAUCAAAUUAGAAAUAUGACGAAAUUGAAUUCCUCCUUCUUAUAUUUCCCAAAUCCAUUCUCGUACCCACGCUACCCGGUUAUAGUGUACGCGUAAAUUAAAUAAAGGCUUCGUCACACAGGCGCGUUUUCAAGGCGGGGCGUGAGCGGGGCGCGCCGCUUUUAGAUAUAAAACGUUCACACCCGCCCGGAAAACGCGCCUGUGUGACGGAACAUUAAAAAACAAUUGAGGUUCAGAAUUUAUUCUGAUUUGCAUCUAUGUCUACUGGUGACUUACAUAAGUACCUAUAUUUGAAAAAAAAAACAUGUCUAAGAUACAUAUUACAUAGUAAAUAUAUACUUAAUAAUAUAAUAAUAAAUAUUAAAACAACUUUAUUGCACUCAACAAAAUAAAAACAUACCUACAGAAAACUAAUUGGAGUCUACGUAAGUAGGUAACAGGCGGACUAAUCGCUAAACAGUGUUCUCUCCGAGACAACCUUUUUAGAUAGCGAAACUUUAAAAAGUGACACAAACAUAUCAAAUUAGCACAGUGAUAAUUUUAUACGCACAUUCAGC